CGUUUUCGGCAGAAGGAAAGAGAGUGGCAGGUGAAAAUUUCCCAGGAAGGGUUAUUAGACUAUAUAUCUGACAAAAAACGGAAAAACAAAAAUGACAGGAAAAGAAUGGUCAAAAGAAGAUUUAAAGCACUUAGACAGUUAUUUAUGUGAACAUAGCUAUAUAGAGGGAUACCAAGCGACAAACAGUGAUGUGACAGUCUUAACCUCGUUACGAGGAGUCGAUAUUUCGAGCUUUGAUCACUUGCGGAGAUGGCUAAACCACAUACAGAGCUUCAGAAAUGAAAAUCUUAGUGGAAAAUCUUUAAGUGUCGAUGAAAUACUAAGUAAUGUGAAGAGACAGGGGAGAGAGGCCAACAUGACCCCGGAGGAGAGGACACAGCUGGUGACGCGGCGGCUGGACGAGGUGAUCGGGGAGGAUCGCAUUCGGGCCAUCUUGAAGGAACGGCCCCUCAAAAUCUACUGGGGCACAGCAACCACGGGCAAACCUCACGUCGCCUACUUCGUGCCCAUGACCAAGAUCGCUGACUUCCUCAAGGCCGGCUGCGAAGUCACAAUCCUCUUAGCCGACCUGCACGCCUACCUGGACAACAUGAAAGCGCCAUGGGAACUCAUAAAAUUCCGUACGCAGUAUUACGAAGCAGUUAUCAAAGCUAUGCUCAGGGCGAUUGGGGUCUCCCUUGAAAAGCUGCAUUUUGUUCAAGGCACAAGCUACCAGCUAGGAUCCAAAUUUACGGACGAUGUUUACAAGCUCUCCGCCAUGGUAACAGAACACGAUGCCAAGAAAGCUGGCGCUGAAGUGGUAAAGCAGAUCGAGGCUCCGUCGCAGUCAGGGCUCCUGUACCCCGGCCUGCAAGCCCUGGAUGAGGAGUACUUGAGCGUGGACGCACAGUUUGGAGGCGUCGACCAACGUAAGAUCUUCACCUAUGCCGAGAAAUACUUACCCAAGAUCGGCUACCAGAAGCGGUCUCACCUCAUGAACCCCAUGGUCCCAGGGCUCACUGGGGGCAAGAUGUCUUCAUCGGAGGCGGACUCCAAGAUCGACCUCCUGGACUCUGCCGAAGCUGUGGAGAGGAAGCUGGGGGGCGCCGUGUGCGAGUCCUCUAACCCAGACAAUGGUGUGAUGUCUUUCGUUAACUACGUAGUGUUUCCCAUUCUGGAAGGACAGGGCCAUACCCUAGAACUUGCCACAGGGCAGAGCUUCUCCUCCUUUGAACAGCUGAAGGAGCAGUUUGUUGCCGGAAAAGUAGAAGGCGAAGACCUGAAGAAAUGUGUAAUCAAAUUCUUGAACAAGCUGCUGGACCACAUCCGCAAGGAGUUCGACACUCCGGAGUUGCAAGAGCUCACAGAGAAGGCCUACCCAUCGCCCAGCAACAUGCCAGCACCAGUGGCGACUCAGAUGGAUGAAGCUAGGAAGGCGGACCUCACCAUGGAGGGCCUCAGUCUCGAUGACAGGAUCAAUCUAAUGGCACAGAAUUUAGCCCAGCCACCCCCAGCCACUCUAUCCACGGCUAUGACUACAUCGCCACAUGUCUUAUGGAUGGUCCCAGUCACAGGGAGACCAGAUAUUGGGCUGCUGGGUCAGGUGGCAAAGGUGCGGGACUUCGUAGCUGCUGGAUGCAAGGUGACUGUGUUGGCUUCGGAUGUCCUUUCACAUCUGGAUGCCUGUCAGUCACCUUGGGAAGUUGCCAGUCACAGAGCAAACUUUUUGCUGGAGCUCCUCAAGGCUGCCUUGAUGGCAAAUAAUGUCUCAUUAGAGAACAUUAACUUUGUGAAGGGAAGUGAUUUUCAGAAGGAUGAAGCUUAUGUCUUGGAUCUGUACAGGAUGACUGCACUUGUGACAUGCAAGGACUCCACUGAUGCUGUCACAGGUGUUAUCAAGGAUCCAAACCUCCUUUCUGCACAUCUGUACCCAGAUAUGUUAGCACUCGACGAGAAACACUUACAGGCUAAUAUAGGUUUUGGAGGAGCAAAGUUAGCACCCGUGUUCCAGUUUGCAGAGAAACACCUGCCAGUUGUGGGUGGCAGUCCUCGCACCCAUCUCCUGGGAGAAGAGAUGCCCUCCUUAUUAAACAGGGCAGCCUUAACCCCAGAGGAGGAAUAUAUUGAAUUAAUAGAGCAGGAGUCACAGAUCAAAAAGAAGAUUAAAUCUGCUUUCUGUGAGGAAGGAAACACAGACUUCAAUCCAGUUUUAUCUUUGGUGAAGGUUAUAAUAAUGCCUCUUCUCGGGGAGGAAAAGUUCAAGAUCUCCCGCAGUGCUGAAAACGGCGGUGACUUGGAGAUUGCCUCAUUUGAAUCACUCGUGGAACAGUUUAAGGGCAAGGGUAUACACCCAGGUGACCUCAAGAACUCUGUUAUGGAAUACCUGAAGAGAUUAAUCCUGCCUGUGCGGAAGUCAGCAGAAACGCCAUCUAUGAAGAAACUGCAGAACCAAGCCUUCCCUCCGCCUCCCAAGAAGGCCAAGGGACCUCCCAAGGCUGCCGGCAGCGAGGAGUUCGUGCCUUCCAAAUUCAACAUGGUGGUCGGGAAGAUCGUCGAGGUGUCCCAGCACCCAGACGCAGACGCACUGUACGUCGAGAAGAUCGACAUCGGGGAAGCGGAGCCGAGGACGAUUGUCAGUGGCUUAGUCAAGCACGUGCCAAUAGAGGAGAUGCGCGACAGGAUGGUGGUGGUGUUGGCGAACCUGAAGCCGGCCAGCAUGCGAGGAGUGAAAUCAGCCGGGAUGGUGUUGUGUGCGUCAGCGAGCGAACCCCCUGCCGUCGAGCCUCUCGUGCCUGCGCCGGGAAGCAAGCCGGGGGAUAGAGUCUUAGCCGAAGGAUUCAGCGGCGAGCCAGACCCUGUGCUGAACACCAAGAAGAGCGACGCCCUCGCCAAAAUGUUGGAAGGGUUCAAGACUGACGCGGCGCUCACGGCCACCUGGAACAGCAAUGUUCUCAGCACCAGCAGCGGUCCGGUCACGGUCGCGAGCCUAAAGAAUACCCCUAUCAAAUAAUGUUGGACUGAUAGGUUUUCAUGCGUAAAAAUUUGUUGAUAUUGAAUAUGGAAUUUAAACAUAUAGAUUUAUUGAAUAUGUCGGUAAUGUUUUUAAAUGUUUUUUGUACCAACAUCGAUUGUUAGUAUUAUAAAUAAUACUUGAAAUGAAGCUUUAAAAAGAUUUUGUACGCAUUUGUAAAUUAUUCCUUAAAGUCUGCACAUAAACGUUUCCUAGAG
Molecule: messenger RNA, 3207 nt
Organism: Penaeus chinensis
Lineage: Eukaryota; Metazoa; Arthropoda; Malacostraca; Decapoda; Penaeidae
Gene: TyrRS
Product: tyrosine--tRNA ligase, cytoplasmic-like
Exons: 5
Coding region: 92-2989 (965 amino acids)
Biological process (GO): tyrosyl-tRNA aminoacylation
Molecular function (GO): ATP binding; tRNA binding; tyrosine-tRNA ligase activity
Source: RefSeq, a predicted model, not a curated record